Molecule: messenger RNA, 726 nt
Organism: Vicia faba (fava bean)
Lineage: Eukaryota; Viridiplantae; Streptophyta; Magnoliopsida; Fabales; Fabaceae
Source: the annotation of a GenBank genome assembly
AUGAAAAAGAGAGGUUUUUUACCUGAUGUUGUUACUUAUAAUAUUCUCAUUGGGAGUCUUUGUGGGAGGGGUAAACUUUAUUUGGCUUUAAGGGUUAUGGAUCACUUGUUGAAAGAUAAUUGUAGGCCAAAUGUUAUAACUUAUACUAUUUUGAUUAAAGCAACUAUUAUUGAAGGUGGUAUUGAUAAGGCUAUGAAGCUUUUGGAUGAGAUGUUGUCGAGAGGGCUUCGACCUGAUGUGUCUACUUAUAAUGUUGUUGUUAAAGGUAUGUGUAAAGAAGGGUUGUUGGAUAGAGCUUUUGAGUAUCUUAGUAGUAUAAGUUGUAAGGGCUGUGUUGCUGAUGUGAGUCCUUAUAAUAUUCUGUUGAAGAAUCUUUUGAAAGAAGGGAAAUGGGAAGCUGGAGAGAGUUUGAUGUCUGAUAUGUUGGAUAAAGGUUGUGAUCCGAGUUGUGUGACAUACAGCAUAUUGAUUUGUUCACUUUGUCGUGAUGGUAAAAUUGUCGAGGCUGAGAAUGUGUUGAAGGGUAUGAAGAAGAGAGGGUUGGCUCCUAAUGCUUAUUGUUACAAUCCAUUGAUUUCUGCUAUUUGUAAAGAAGGAAAAGUAAAUUUGGCUAUAGAGUAUUUAAAUAACAUGAUAUCAGAUGGUGGUUUGCCUAAGGCAAGCAGAUGUGAACUCACUGAUGCUGAUACUGGCAUUGCUAUGUCUUUUGCUUCCAAUGCUAUUUAA